Kluyveromyces marxianus DMKU3-1042 is the source of this 408-nucleotide messenger RNA. It is a transcript of the gene YPD1, whose product is annotated as Ypd1p. Bases 1 to 408 code for a protein of 135 amino acids. Gene Ontology annotation, cellular component: nucleus; cytoplasm. Gene Ontology annotation, biological process: phosphorelay signal transduction system; phosphorylation. Gene Ontology annotation, molecular function: histidine phosphotransfer kinase activity; protein histidine kinase binding. The record is from RefSeq and is a predicted model, not a curated record. NCBI's taxonomy places the organism in Eukaryota, Fungi, Ascomycota, Saccharomycetes, Saccharomycetales, Saccharomycetaceae. The transcript has a single exon.
AUGGCACAAAAUACUCGAAUUCCAGAUCAUAUAAUUAACUGGGAUAUUCUCAAUGAAAUUGUAUCCAUGGAUGAAGAUGAUGCUGGUUUUUCACAAUCAUUGCUGAUACAAUUCUUCGAACAAGCCCAAUCUACAUUUGAGAAAAUGGAGGAGCAUAUAAACACAGAUAAAAACCUAGACCAGCUUGGACAACUGGGUCAUUUUUUAAAAGGCUCCUCCGCAUCGCUUGGACUUCAAAGGAUUGCAUGGGUAUGUGAAAGAAUACAAAACUACGGACAGAAAAAGGAAGGUCCUGGUAUAUCGGAUGAACAGUAUUUACAGCUGAUCAAACAAUGUUUGGCUCUUUCACAAACAGAGUUUGCAUUGGCGAAAGAAGAGUUGGGAAAGUUUUAUAACACCAAAUUUUGA